UGUAGGAGGCCGUGUGCGCGCUGCUGGUAAACACUGAGCGCCUCGUGUGACAGAGAAGAGAGAAGGAGGCUGCACAGGACAGGGGCUCCGCACACCAGACACGGCAGGUGUGAGAAGUAGCAAGCAGCCAUCAUGGCGGGAGACGCAGUCAAGCUAAUGCGAGGCCUGGUUAAGCUCAGUAAAGCCAUACUGGAAGUGCAGACCGGGCAGCUGAGACAAGCAGCGAUGGGCAAAGAUGUUGCCAACGUGGCCAGAAGCUGGCAGGUGGCUGCAGAGGAGCGUUUCAGUGCUGCUAUGGGUAGAGUGCAGGAAGUUGGCGGGCAGCAGGAGAACCUGGCUGUGGAGGACAUGGACAGUUUUUCUGGACCGACCUCGGAGAUUGCUGGCAUGGAGUACUCCCCUUCGUCCGGCCACAUUAAUGAAAUCCAGCAUGCAGAGGGUCAGUCCAGUCAGGAGGACGUGUACAGAAGCCAGGGCCAAGACCCCUAUUCCUUCCGACCAGACCCCACCUCCAAAAUGGACAAUGGGACUAUAUUUGGAAAUCUCAGGGACACUGCGGGACCUUUUGCGGCUACUGGACAGAAAAGGAGCUUUCACCAGGACCACCCUUCUGUCACUGGGCUGACCGCAGAGGACAUUGAUAAAGCCAGGGAGGCAAAAUCCACUCCAGAACAGAAGCCCCACAAACAGAUGCUGAGUGAACGAGCACGAGAGAGGAAAGUUCCAGUAACGCGGAUCGGCAGAUUGGCUAACUUUGGAGGAUUGGCAGUCAGUCUGGGCUUUGGAGCGCUAGCUGAAGUGGCCAAAAAGAGCCUAAGUCCAAGAUCGGAGAAUGUUGACGGUAAAAAGGCUGUAAUGGACUCCAGCCCUUUCUUAUCAGAAGCCAAUGCGGAGAGAAUUGUCAGGACCCUGUGUAAGGUCCGCGGAGCUGCCCUGAAGCUGGGUCAGAUGCUCAGCAUUCAAGAUGAUGCCUUUAUCAAUCCGCAGCUGCAGAAAGUAUUUGAGAGGGUUCGCCAAAGCGCAGAUUUUAUGCCCAGCAAACAAGUUAUGAAAACCCUAAAUGCUGACCUGGGACCCAACUGGAGAGACAAGCUUGAGUCUUUUGAAGAGCGCCCAUUUGCUGCAGCUUCCAUCGGACAGGUUCACCUAGCUCGCCUGAAGGAUGGCAGAGAGGUUGCCAUGAAAAUCCAGUAUCCUGGAGUGGCUCAGAGCAUCCAUAGUGACGUGAACAACCUAAUGACGGUUCUCCACAUGAGCAACGCACUUCCUGAAGGCCUGUUUCCUGACCAUCUGAUUGAAGUCCUGAGCAGAGAGUUGGCCCUGGAGUGCGAUUACAAGAGGGAGGCAGCCUGUGCCAAAAAGUUCAAGGAGCUGAUGAAGGACCAUCCGUUCUUUUAUGUGCCCGGUGUUGUAGAUGAUCUGUGCAGCCAGCAUGUCCUCACUACUGAACUGGUGUCCGGUUUCCCUCUCGACCAGGCCGAGGGCCUCAGCCAGGAAACUCGUAAUGAGAUCUGUGAAAACAUCUUGCAUUUAUGCCUACGAGAGUUGUUUGAAUUCCGCUUCAUGCAGACGGAUCCCAACUGGUCCAAUUUCUUCUAUGACCCACAGCUUAAGAAGGUGGCCCUGCUGGACUUUGGGGCGACACGAGGCUUUGAUGAAGAAUUCACAGAUCUUUAUAUUGAGAUAAUCCGGGCCGCUGCGGACAAAGACCGAGCAAGGUUACUAAGGAAGUCUGUUGAGAUGAAAUUUCUCUCAGGUUAUGAAACAAAGGCUAUGGAGAUCGCCCACUUGGAAGCCGUCCUGAUUCUAGGAGAAGCCUUUGCCUCUGACGUCCCCUUCAACUUUGGUUGUCAGAGCACCACAGAGCGUAUCCAUCGCCUCAUCCCCGUCAUGUUAAAGCACCGUCUCAUCCCCCCUCCAGAAGAGACCUAUUCCCUCCACAGAAAGAUGGGUGGCUCAUUCCUUAUCUGCUCCAAGCUGCAAGCCCAAAUCCCUUGCAAGAAGAUGUUUGAGGAUAUCUACAGCAAUUACUGGAAGGGCAAGGAGCACAAGAGAUGCUAGAGACUUCUGACCACCGCUUGUCCCCUUUGUAACAAUUCAGUCUUUUUCUCUCACUGAUAACUACAUUGGAAACCCAAGCUGGAAGUCCUCUGACUUUGUGCAGACCUCCUCGUAUAUCACCAGCUCCUCCUGUGCCCCAAAUUAUUGACUAUUGAGGUUAAGGAGCCUAUGCCAGCUUUUUUGUUUUUUUGCAACUUUUGUUUUUUUAAGGACCUUGGGAAAGUUUGGGGAUGGUGAUGAGGUCUAGUAAAUCUGUACACAAGGAGGUGUGGAAUCUUGGGAUAGAAAGGGUUCCCCCGCGUAGGAUUAUGGAACAUAAUUGAGUGUACGUGGAAGAGUAGAGGGUACAAUAGGGAAUUGUGGACUAUUUUUUUUAUUUUAUUUUUUUGCCUAGAAGUUCAAUGUAAUCUCUCCCCCCCCCCUUUUUUUUUGUUUUUUUUUUUGUUUUCUUGGUAUUAAUAAGUGGAAUUAAAUGCUUUUUGUACUGUGGAAAUUGAUUUGUCAUGAGGACGGCCUAAUCGCAAUGCAUAUUUGCCUUUUUUAGCCCUCUGUUGCAGAGGUUGAAUAUUUUUGGGGCGUGGAUGAACUGUGAAUCGUGUAAUUUCCAUUUCAUAUCAUGAUUGUAUGCACAAGUCACCUUAUGAUGACACCCUGGUCCUGUGAUGGGGUGAAUAGAUAAAGGGCUUCAUACAUAUUAAAUGCUUUUUCUCUA
Messenger RNA from Rana temporaria (common frog), 2773 nucleotides. RefSeq names its product coenzyme Q8A (gene COQ8A). NCBI's taxonomy places the organism in Eukaryota, Metazoa, Chordata, Amphibia, Anura, Ranidae. Gene Ontology annotation, molecular function: kinase activity. The record is from RefSeq and is a predicted model, not a curated record. The coding region runs from base 133 to 2061 and encodes 642 amino acids. Gene Ontology annotation, biological process: ubiquinone biosynthetic process. The transcript has 15 exons. Gene Ontology annotation, cellular component: extrinsic component of mitochondrial inner membrane.